Kwoniella botswanensis is the source of this 1716-nucleotide messenger RNA. RefSeq lists its product as uncharacterized. The record is from RefSeq and is a predicted model, not a curated record. Lineage: Eukaryota; Fungi; Basidiomycota; Tremellomycetes; Tremellales; Cryptococcaceae. The transcript has 7 exons. Bases 1 to 1716 code for a protein of 571 amino acids. Gene Ontology annotation, biological process: tRNA methylation. Gene Ontology annotation, cellular component: nucleus; tRNA (m1A) methyltransferase complex.
AUGAGUGCACCGGGAUCAGCACCAGCACCGAGCGAGGUCCAACAAGUAUCGAUACCUUCCGAAAUCAUGGAUGUGGACACUCCCAACCCAGCCGCAGAACCCUCAACUAAACCUCAACCUCCACCUUCCAAUAAGCGCAAGAACGAAGACGAUGAGCCGAAAGAACCUCUAUCAGAGGUGAUUCUGAGACGAUUGACAAGGAUAAAAGAGGGUGAUACGGUGAUGUUGAAACUACCUAGCGAUGCUAUCAAGGUGAUCACGGUGGAGAAGAACGGUCUCAUACAGCUAGGCAAAUACGGAGCAUUCCCAUCUUCCCAACUUCUGGGACUACAUUACGAUAUAACGUACGAAAUCAUCGGUGGACCCUCUGCUUCGGGAUCAGGUAGUAGUACGCCCCUACCAUUUAUGAGUGAUGAUAAUGGACAAAAUACGAAGAACAAGAAGAAAGGGAAAUCGAAAGAAAACGAUAGUGGUAGAACUAAUCAUGGUUGGAAGAACGUUCUAAGGCCGUUGAAAAGACAGAAUGUUGUUGAUGCCGUUGUCGACGACAUAACGGAAACCAAUGAGCACAUACACGAUCUACCAGAAUUGGAGAAACAGACAUUAUCGCACGAUGAGAUCAACGAGUUGCGAUCGCAAGGAUUAUCAGUAGAAGAGAUAAUAAAAAAGCAGGAAGAAGCGCAUGAGAUGUUCAAGUUGAAGACCGAGUUUAGUAAAGAGAAGUGGAGGAGGAGGAAGGAGAAGAAAUUCUCUACUACUGUUCAUCCCUUAUCACCUUCCAUCCCUAACAUCCUACACCACUAUUCCGAAAGGUCGCCCGCGUCAGUCCUCCAUCUCCGAGUCGAUACCCUCUCGCAAUUAUUGAAUAUGGCAAACAUCCGACCCGGCGGGCGAUACUUGGUAGUAGACGAUACGAGCGGUCUUGUCACCGCUGCCAUAUUGGAGCGAAUGGGAAGCGAAGGGAAGAUCUUGUUGUUCAAUAAUAGUGAUUCACCGCCUGCGUGGAGUAUAUUACAAUCUAUGAAUAUAAGUGAGAGGGAAUUGAAGGGCGUGAAGUGUUUGAAUUGGAUGGAAGCGCAGGAGGAUUAUGAGAGACCCCCACCACCACCCGAAGACGACAAUGCUAAACCCGCCAAAGUCGCUCAGCGAUUGCGCAAACAUAAUGCUCAAGUUGCCGAGUUGAAUGCUACGAGGGAUGAAUUGCAUAUGGGUGGGUGGGAUGGAUUGAUUCUCGCUACGACGCUAUCACCAAUCUCUGUCCUCUCCUUCCUCACCCAAUACCUGAUAGGUUCAGCACCCAUCGUAGUCUAUUCUCCGCAUCUGCAGGUCUUAGCGGAGCUUCUUGCCUGGUCGAAGAAAGAUCCACAUUACUUACAUGAUACCCUAUCCGAAUCUUGGGAGAGAACCUACCAGGUAUUGCCUGGACGUACGCAUCCGAUGAUGAAUACCAGUGCGUCGGGUGGUUGGUUAUGGUCCGCUAUACGAGUGCAUCCAAGUCAAUUCCAACCUGAAUCACACUCGAGGUUCAAAAGGCGUAAAACGGGGAAACAGUUGGGUAAAGAAACUACUUCUGGCGAAGGUGAAAAUGGUAUCACCAAAGAGAAGAAGCAAGAUGAAAAUGGAGCGCAAUCCGGAGUUGAAGUCGUGGUGGAAAUGCAGUCAAAAGCGGAGACGAGCAUAUCGGAUCAAGCUGUAUCUGAAAUAUUGGGCUCUUGA